Messenger RNA from Sorex araneus (European shrew), 9853 nucleotides. RefSeq names its product lysine demethylase 5A (gene KDM5A). Gene Ontology annotation, biological process: chromatin remodeling. The transcript is spliced from 28 exons. The record is from RefSeq and is a predicted model, not a curated record. NCBI's taxonomy places the organism in Eukaryota, Metazoa, Chordata, Mammalia, Eulipotyphla, Soricidae. The coding region runs from base 450 to 5561 and encodes 1703 amino acids. Gene Ontology annotation, cellular component: nucleus. Gene Ontology annotation, molecular function: histone demethylase activity; DNA binding.
UCAACAGGUUACUCCUCCUCUGCCUCCUCCCUCUCCUCGAGGAGAAAGCGUGGGGCCGCCAGGCUGUGCCGCCUGAGGGGCGCGGACACCUAAGCGGCCAAGGAGACGGGAACAACUCGGGGCCCGCGGAAAGGAGGAAGGAAGGAAGGUCGUUCCGAGACGCGAGCAGUGCCGCGGCCUCGCGGAGGGAUCCGGCCCCGGCCCGGCGGAGGGAUCCGGCCGCCCGCUCACUUCCGGAAAAGUCCUGGCCUCGGGAGGAAAAGCCCCGCAGGAAACAAUAACAAACGCGAGGAGGCGGCGACCCGGGGGUUUCUGCUGUCGAGCGGCUCUGGCUGGCGAAGAUGAGCCGCGGCCCCUGUCAGCGGACGUGAAAGGCUUCGGUGGGCGUCCAGCCAGCCUCCGUCCACCUGUUCGCCCUCAGCCCGCCCGGGCGCCCCCUGGGCUUGGCCAUGGCGGGCGUGGGGCCGGGGGGCUACGCGGCGGAGUUCGUGCCGCCGCCGGAGUGCCCCGUCUUUGAGCCCAGCUGGGAGGAGUUCACCGACCCGCUGAGCUUCAUCGGCCGCAUCCGGCCGCUGGCGGAGAAAACCGGCAUCUGCAAAAUCCGACCGCCCAAGGAUUGGCAGCCUCCAUUUGCCUGUGAAAUAAAAAGUUUCCGUUUCACUCCUAGGGUACAGCGCCUAAAUGAACUUGAGGCAAUGACCAGAGUGAGACUGGACUUCUUAGAUCAACUGGCAAAAUUUUGGGAACUUCAGGGUUCUACAUUGAAGAUACCUGUGGUGGAGAGAAAGAUCCUGGAUCUGUAUUCUUUGAGCAAGAUUGUUGCCAGCAAAGGAGGUUUUGAAAUGGUCACCAAGGAGAAGAAAUGGUCUAAAGUGGGAAGCCGCUUAGGAUAUCUGCCAGGAAAAGGAACUGGAUCUCUUUUGAAGUCACACUAUGAAAAAAUUCUCUACCCGUAUGAGCUUUUCCAAUCUGGUGUUAGUCUUAUGGGUGUACAAAUGCCUAAUUUAGAUCUUAAGGAAAAAGUGGAGCCUGAGGUUCUUGGCGCUGAUGUCCAAACAUCCCCAGAGCCUGGUACAAGAAUGAACAUUCUGCCGAAGAGAACAAGACGUGUCAAGUCUCAGUCAGAAUCUGGAGAAGUGGCUCGAAACACAGAACUGAAAAAACUUCGAAUUUUUGGGGCUGGUCCUAAAGUUGUGGGCCUGACUAUGGGAACAAAGGAUAAAGAAGACGAGGUCUCCCGAAGACGAAAAGUUACCAACAGGUCAGACGCAUUUAACAUGCAAAUGAGACAACGGAAAGGAACUCUCUCUGUUAACUUUGUUGAUCUCUAUGUGUGUAUGUUUUGUGGUCGGGGAAAUAAUGAAGAUAAGCUGCUUUUGUGUGAUGGAUGUGAUGACAGUUACCAUACAUUUUGUUUAAUUCCCCCACUACCUGAUGUGCCCAAAGGAGACUGGAGGUGUCCUAAAUGUGUUGCUGAGGAAUGUAAUAAACCUCGGGAAGCCUUUGGAUUUGAACAAGCUGUACGGGAGUAUACACUUCAGAGCUUUGGAGAGAUGGCAGAUAAUUUUAAGUCUGAUUAUUUCAAUAUGCCAGUUCAUAUGGUUCCCACUGAAUUAGUGGAAAAGGAAUUCUGGCGGCUGGUGAGCAGCAUUGAAGAAGAUGUUAUUGUAGAAUAUGGAGCUGAUAUCUCCUCAAAAGACUUUGGCAGUGGAUUUCCUGUGAAGGAUGGCCAGAGAAAAAUGCUACCAGAAGAAGAGGAAUAUGCACUUUCUGGUUGGAACUUGAAUAACAUGCCUGUCCUAGAGCAGUCUGUUCUUGCCCAUAUUAAUGUAGACAUCUCUGGUAUGAAGGUGCCAUGGCUCUAUGUGGGGAUGUGUUUCUCUUCUUUUUGCUGGCAUAUUGAAGAUCACUGGAGUUAUUCAAUCAACUAUUUGCACUGGGGGGAGCCAAAGACAUGGUAUGGAGUGCCGUCUCACGCUGCAGAACAGCUGGAGGAGGUGAUGAGGGAGCUGGCCCCCGAGUUAUUUGAAUCUCAGCCUGAUCUCCUACAUCAAUUAGUCACCAUUAUGAACCCCAAUGUGCUAAUGGAACAUGGUGUACCUGUGUACAGGACCAAUCAGUGUGCUGGCGAGUUUGUUGUGACGUUUCCUCGUGCCUAUCACUCUGGAUUUAAUCAGGGUUACAACUUUGCUGAAGCUGUGAACUUCUGUACUGCUGACUGGUUACCUAUUGGACGCCAGUGUGUUAAUCAUUACCGACGGCUAAGACGCCACUGUGUCUUUUCACACGAGGAACUCAUUUUCAAGAUGGCAGCAGAUCCAGAAUGCUUAGAUGUUGGACUGGCUGCCAUGGUCUGCAAAGAAUUGACUCUCAUGACUGAAGAAGAGACACGAUUAAGAGAGUCCGUUGUGCAAAUGGGUGUCCUGAUGUCAGAAGAAGAAGUAUUUGAACUUGUUCCUGAUGAUGAACGACAGUGUUCAGCAUGCAGAACCACAUGUUUUCUCUCUGCUCUCACAUGCUCCUGUAAUCCCGAGAGACUUGUUUGUCUCUACCAUCCAACGGAUCUGUGCCCCUGCCCCAUGCAGAAGAAAUGUCUUAGAUACCGCUACCCAUUAGAAGAUCUUCCUUCUCUGCUCUAUGGUGUGAAAGUCAGGGCACAAUCCUAUGACACUUGGGUCAGUCGUGUUACAGAAGCGUUGUCCGCCAACUUCAGCCACAAGAAAGACUUGAUUGAAUUACGGGUAAUGCUGGAAGAUGCUGAGGAUAGGAAAUACCCAGAAAAUGAUCUCUUUCGGAAACUUAGGGAUGCUGUUAAAGAAGCUGAGACCUGUGCUUCUGUGGCUCAGCUGCUUCUGAGCAAAAAGCAGAAACACAGGCAGAGCCCAGAUAGUGGGAGGACUCGGACCAAACUAACAGUGGAAGAAUUGAAGGCCUUUGUUCAACAGCUUUUCAGUCUGCCAUGUGUCAUCAGCCAAGCCCGACAAGUAAAGAACCUGCUGGAUGAUGUGGAAGAAUUUCAUGAACGCGCUCAAGAGGCCAUGAUGGAUGAAACCCCAGACUCUUCCAAACUCCAGCUUUUGAUAGAUAUGGGGUCUAGUCUCUACGUGGAGUUACCUGAAUUAGCUCGACUAAAGCAAGAACUACAACAAGCUCGAUGGUUGGAUGAAGUUAGACUGACCUUGUCAGAUCCACAGCAAGUCACUUUGGAUGUCAUGAAGAAACUGAUAGACUCUGGGGUGGGACUAGCACCCCAUCAUGCUGUGGAGAAAGCAAUGGCUGAACUACAGGAGCUCCUUACAGUCUCUGAGCGAUGGGAAGAGAAGGCUAAGGUCUGCCUACAGGCAAGGCCGCGACACAGCAUGGCAAGUUUAGAAAGCAUUGUGAAUGAAGCUAAGAACAUCCCAGCCUUUCUACCCAACGUGUUGUCUCUUAAAGAAGCCUUACAAAAGGCCCGAGAAUGGACAACCAAAGUGGAAGCUAUUCAGAGUGGCAGCAACUAUGCUUAUCUGGAGCAGCUGGAGAGCUUAUCUGCUAAAGGACGCCCUAUCCCUGUGCGUCUUGAUGCGUUACCCCAAGUAGAAUCCCAGGUAGCAGCAGCGCGGGCAUGGAGGGAGCGGACUGGGAGGACCUUUCUUAAGAAGAAUUCUAGUCAUACGUUGCUCCAGGUGCUGAGUCCUCGAACUGACAUUGGUAUAUAUGGGAGUGGUAAAAACAGAAGGAAAAAAGUAAAGGAACUAAUAGAAAAAGAGAAGGAAAAGGAUCUGGACCUUGAACCUCUUAGUGAUCUGGAUGAAGGAUUGGAGGAAACUAGGGAUACAGCCAUGGUGGUGGCAGUUUUCAAAGAACGGGAGCAAAAAGAAAUUGAAGCCAUGCAUUCCCUCAGAGCAGCCAACCUAGCCAAGAUGACAAUGGUGGAUCGCAUAGAAGAAGUAAAAUUCUGCAUUUGUCGCAAGACUGCCAGUGGGUUUAUGCUACAGUGUGAGCUUUGCAAAGACUGGUUCCAUAACAGCUGUGUUCCCCUUCCUAAAUCAAGUUCCCAGAAAAAAGGAUCUAGCUGGCAGGCUAAAGAAGUUAAAUUCCUUUGCCCUCUAUGUAUGAGGUCUCGGAGGCCAAGACUGGAGACUAUUCUGUCACUCCUGGUAUCCCUUCAGAAAUUGCCUGUCAGAUUGCCUGAAGGAGAGGCCUUGCAGUGCUUGACUGAACGUGCUAUGAGUUGGCAAGACAGAGCCCGGCAGGCCCUAGCCACAGAUGAACUGUCCUCUGCCCUGGCCAAACUCUCUGUGUUAAGCCAGCGUAUGGUAGAACAGGCAGCUCGAGAAAAAACAGAAAAGAUUAUCAGUGCAGAACUCCAAAAAGCAGCUGCCAAUCCAGACUUACAGGGACACUUACCUAGUUUCCAGCAGUCUGCUUUUAAUCGUGUGGUGAGCAGUGUUUCUUCUUCCCCUCGACAAACAGUGGACUAUGAUGAUGAAGAAACAGAUUCUGAUGAGGACAUUCGGGAGACAUAUGGCUAUGACAUGAAGGACACAGCCAGUGUGAAGUCCUCUAGUAGUCUGGAACCCAAUCUUUUUUGUGAUGAAGAGAUUCCCAUCAAGUCUGAGGAAGUGGUGACUCACAUGUGGACAGCACCUUCAUUCUGUGCAGAACAUGCUUAUUCCUCUGCUUCUAAGAGUUGUUCUCAAGGUAUAAAACAUUGGCAGGGCUGGAGAGAAAGAAUAGUGGUUUCUAGCACUCCAAGGAAACAACCUCGGAAGAGCCCUUUGGUACCUCGAAGUUUGGAGCCUCCAGUGUUGGAGUUGUCACCUGGAGCUAAAGCCCAGCUAGAAGAACUUAUGAUGGUUGGAGAUCUCCUAGAGGUAUCUCUGGAUGAGACUCAGCAUAUAUGGAGGAUUUUGCAGGCCACACACCCACCCUCUGAAGACAGAUUUCUGCAUAUUAUGGAGGAUGACAGUAUAGAAGAAAAACCAUUGAAAGUUAAAGGAAAAGACUCUUCAGAGAAGAAACGGAAACGGAAGCUAGAAAAGGCAGAACAGCUUUUUGGAGAAGGGAAACAGAAGUCCAAGGAAUUGAAGAAAAUGGAUAAACCUAAAAAGAAGAAAUUAAAAUUAAAUGCAGAAAAAUCAAAAGAACUAAACAAGCUGGCCAAGAAACUAGCUAAAGAAGAAGAGAGGAAGAAAAAGAAGGAAAAGGCUGCUGCAGCCAAGGUUGAAAUUGUAAAAGAGAACACUGAAAAGAAGAGAGAGAAAAAAGUGCUGGACAUCCCCUCAAAGUACGACUGGUCAGGAGCUGAGGAGUCGGAUGAUGAGAAUGCUGUGUGUGCAGCACAGAACUGCCAGCGGCCCUGCAAAGACAAGGUAGACUGGGUACAGUGUGAUGGUGGCUGUGAUGAGUGGUUUCAUCAAGUUUGUGUGGGUGUAUCUCCAGAAAUGGCUGAAAAUGAAGAUUACAUCUGUAUAAACUGUGCAAAGAAGCAAGGGCCAGAUAGCCCAGAUCAAGCACCACCUCCUUCCUUCCUAAUGAGCUACAAACUACCAAUGGAAGAUCUUAAGGAGACUAGUUAGCAGAUGCUAGGUUAGCCUGGGACUUGGGGGAAAAUGGACCACAUUGAGACAUUAGUCAUCAAUUAGAGUGGUUUAGAUCCACUCGGAAUAUUGCUUCCAAAGACGAAUGGCGUACAGAGAAAGUCCUCUUGGCUGACUUCCUCUUUGCAUGGAAUGUGUGAUCUACAUUCUCUAUCAGCACAUCUGUGCAUAGGGUGUCUUCUUUGGUACUGCAGCUGAUAAUUGCAAUUCAUGUCUCCUUAGAGUGUUUUGUUGCACUAAGGCCAGGCAUUUGAUUCAGCUCAAGGGUGACUGGUUGGCAUUCAUAAGUUGGUGUGCUAGCAUGGCACGCAGAAUGUGGCUUAUGGCCAGUUGAUAGUAGAAGUUUACAACCAAGGGGCAGUACCCUCUGAAGGUGCUGAUUGCUUGGAUCUCCAUUGGCUAGUUGGAAAGGAGUACUUUCAGAGUAUCACUUUCCUUCCACUAUUGUUACUUGGCACUUAAUAUCCUUCUGAUACAGUUAGGAGAGGAACAAGGAUGAGGACUGCUACUGUUAGAAUGGUUGAGACAGUAGCAGUUUGGGAGACCUCAGUUCCUUGUGCUUGUUUGCACCUAGAAGAAAAUCCCAAGUGAGAGGCAGAUUAGUUUAUUAGUUUAUUCCUGAGCAGGAGAAUGUAAUCUAGCUGAGAAAUCUGACUAGAUUGCAUUCUGGAAAGAAGAGCUUUUCUUAUUUCAAGGCAAGAAUCUUUGGGAAGCCUUGCUCCCUUGGGUCUGCAUACCAGAGAAGAGAGCAGGUCCAUGGAUCCAGGCUUCUGCAAAAGAAAAAGAAGACAAGUCAGGAUGUUGUACUGAGCCGCAGUGAUGCAUGCUUUUCGGGGAACCUUCACACGUAUACCAGAUAACCACCAGGCUUCAGGCAUGGCCGUGAGCACCAAGACCAGCAAAUAACAGCUUUUGCCUUGCAGCCCUGACCCCAGUGUCUACUGUUUGCGAUACCGGCAAUUUCUGGUUGUGACCCACAGCAGAUGCUGUUGACUAACACCACGCCUUCAUCCGAGAAUGUGAGGUUGUACCUCUGGGUGAUGAAGUUGUUUUAGUAAAUCCAUUUUUUUAAAAAGGACUUGUUUUUACUUUUUUCUAAAUGUCUCUGACUACUGACUGUUCUAUAAAUAGAUUAUUUUUCCUUUUUUAAUAUACAUAUAUGAAUAUAUAUAUAUUUACUGUUACCAGCAGCAUAUGACAGUUUCAGCAUUGAAAAUUCAUUUGGGGCUUCCUUUCUCUUGCAUUUUAAUAAUAAAAACAAACAAUAAAAAAACAAAUCCCAUUCCUUCCUUGUAGUACAAGGAGUUAGCGCUUCCUUCUCCAUGCUAGUCUGAUCAGAUUUUUCCACCUUAUUUUUGUCCAGAUAGAUAGUCAGAUUUCCUUCAUGUGUUGGGACUUGUCCCUGUCUUUUGGGAAACAGUUUUAUUGUAUCUUGUGAUGGCUGUUUUGUACGUGAAUGUUUGAAACUAUGGUGCUGUGUCUUCCUCCCUCCUGUUCUCUGUUCUUAUUAAGAUGUUAGGUAAGCUGGAUGAAAACUCUUACUAGAAGGGGACUCCUUUUUUUUUUUUUACAGGGGGAAACCUAACUCACUAAAAAGUGUUUUGUCUUCACUGUUCUAUGUCCCUUUAUUUUGGUUUAGCAUUCUGUGGUUUCACUUAAAUACUUCUUUUUUUUCUUUCAAAGGGGAGAAAGCAGGGCCUAAAGGACAGUCUCAGACCUCUUGGCUGUUUGCCCCUCUCUCUUUUAAAGAAAUGUCUUCUAGUAACUAGAAGUGAAAUGUACUGUCCAGUUACAGUUUGAGUGGGUAUGAGAUUUAACUCAAAAGGCAUCUAUUUAAAAAAAAAAAAAGGCAAAUGAUUUCCUGUAAACCCCAGUUUCUGUAAAUGCUUUUUCUCUACACUUCAUACAACUCUAGUCACUCUUCUAAAACUCAAAACAUUUCAGUGUUUUGACUAAUUAGUAGUGUCCUAAGCUCUACUAGACAUACUAUGUCUUGAGCUUUCAUAGUGAAUAUUUAUAUGAUUUAAUGCUCUCAUGGACAUUGCAAGGGUAACUUAACAAGUUCAUAAGUUUCUGUUUGACUAAACUAAUUGAAGAUACUAGUUAAGAAUUCCAUUGGGUGGAUGUGUUAGAAGAAAGCACUUUUUUUUUUUUUUUGGUCUUUUGAUCUUUAAAAAUAUCUUAAUGCUUGUGGGUUAAAAACUGAAGAGAUUGUUACCUGGAAUACAUUCAAAGAAAGUAUUUUUUCUUCCUCGUCACCAUUAGCUCAAACAUCAUUGGAAAGGCAUGAGGUUAUGAAAAAGGUGGUGGUUAGUUAAGGUAUUUUCUUUUGGGAGUAAGGUGGAUAGAUAAGGAUGGCUACAUUUAGGUUGUAAUUUAAGUCCUAUAUAUGGUCAUCUUCUGGAGACCCUAGAGAAAAAUGUAAGAUCCUCUACUAUGAAUAAUUUCCUGUUUAUCUUGUAACAUUUUAAAACUUAGAUAUGUAAUUUAGUUGAUUAUAACUAAGUUAAAUAUAUAAAUUAUAUAAAUUCAGUUGUGGGAUUUUCUGUAUUUAUUUGGAAGUCAUAGAGAAUUUGGUCUGACUGAACCUUAUAUUAGACUAGGCUGAGAAGAACAGAUGGGAGAAAAUAGAAAAAAAAUAAUAUGCAAACCUCUUACAUUGGAACUGAUAAACUAAGAUUAAUCUACGUAAAAAUAAGCUAAUGUUCUAAAUAAAACAUUGUUUUCUUUACAGUAAAUUACUUAUUUACCAUUUACUCCAUUUUCUAGUAUUUUUAAUAUUUUGUAUUGAAACUUGAUUCUAAAUGUUUAUUUACAUUCCUAUCUCCUUGAAGUUGCAAUUCUUCGCCAUUGGUAUUUAAACCUAUAUAUUCUUCGAAAGACAUUUCUUACUACCUUCGUCAUAAGCUAUUUUGGUAAAAGCUAUAGAAAGAAAAAUUAAAACUGGUAAGUCUUGAUAUCUCAGAGAGUAGCUCAUUGUAUCUAUGCAAACCCCAUGUUUACAAGUACAACUUGAGUAUUAGUAACUAGCUUUUUUGUUGGGGUAAAAGUGACAUUUUCCUUCCACAUAUUUAUUUCACUCUCUGGUAGUUACUACAGACAAAGCCAUACUGAGAUGUUGAGCCUAGAUACCCUUACUAAAUUGCUGCAAACCAGCUUUGCACUGCAUAAUUAAAAUCUGUGCUUUGAUAUAACUAGAAGUUAUUUUAUAUCAUCCUAGGAGUAAUUGAAAAGGUAAACAUUAAAUCUGUGACUCCCCACAAUGUACUUUGUUAAAAACCAAGCAAAAUAUAAUAGAUCUGUAAACUGAGAUUUUUUUUUUAACCUGUGCUUCACUUCUGAUCUUCUCUGCUUUUGUCUCUAACAAGUGUCCAAGAGAUGUCAGUGUUGUUUUUCUUAAUUUUUAGAUUCUGGAUAUGAUUCACUGCACAUACAAUAAAUUCUGUGCUUUUCUAUAUUUUAAUUCUGUAGUAUAAUUUUGUGAACCUUAGCCUGUAGUUAAAUUUGACAAUGCAAGUGAAAAUUAAGAAAGCCUUUCUGUCAUAGUAUGGGAUUAAUGCACUUUUAAAAAGGAAAAAGUGACUCUAAAUUUAGAGUACGAUUUGAAAACUGUAAGUUGUGGGAAAAUUCAUCAAUUAAAGUCCCACACGUAACCAGGUUCAAUAAAAGUCUACAUUUGAACUAGCUUUGUAUGCCUGUAAAAAGUUGCUUUUGCAAUAGAUCUUUAUAAAUUUUAUAAAGCUGGGCAAUUGAUUUGCCUUUUCCUUUUUUAAACCCCUCCUAUCCCCCCCUUUUUUUUUUUGUUUAAAGCAUAUCAUUAACUAUGGAUUGCCAUGAUAUGGAUAAUUUACAGCAUGAGAAGGAAAAGAACGGAUGUUAAUUUAUUUUGGGAUUGCUGUCUUCUCUCAGCUUGGAUCAUAUCCAGUCAUCACUAUGCAAUGAAUGAUGUGCACUGGGAGAAGGCUCUGAUGGUUUUUUAAAGAUGUAUCCUGCUUAUUUUCACUUCCGCAAUACUCCAAGAUGUCUGAACAGGAAUGCCUUUGUAAACCUCUAGAACCCCUGUUGAUUAUUCCCUUGCAUAUUUAUUUACUUGUUAGUGACACUUAAAUAUAAUAGGGACCCUAUUUCCCAGGGUUUUUGGUGGUGCCUUAUGAAAAGUAUAACUUGAUUUCUUGUUUUAUGAGCAUGUUCUGUGUUUUGUUUUCUGAAAGAGUAUUAGAUUUGGUAGUUUACAUGAAAAAAAAAAUAAAAGUUUUGUGUCUUCAGGCUCA